Molecule: messenger RNA, 6539 nt
Organism: Alosa sapidissima (American shad)
Lineage: Eukaryota; Metazoa; Chordata; Actinopteri; Clupeiformes; Clupeidae
Product: ubiquitin carboxyl-terminal hydrolase 32-like
Exons: 34
Coding region: 157-4938 (1593 amino acids)
Biological process (GO): protein deubiquitination
Cellular component (GO): Golgi apparatus
Molecular function (GO): calcium ion binding; cysteine-type deubiquitinase activity
Source: RefSeq, a predicted model, not a curated record
GGCUCAGAGGGAGGUGUCAUUCCAGUGCAAACACACAAGCUGCAGGGAAUUACUCAGAAGCUAACAGCAGCUUGCCAGCUUCUUCUAACAAUCAAAUCACCACUGUGGAAUAUGCAUUUAAUUUAAUUAUAUUUCAUGCCAUGAAAUGAAGAGAAGAUGGGGGCAAAGGAGUCAAGGAUCGGUUUCCUCUCUUAUGACGAGGCCAUCAAAAGAGUCACUGAUGUGGAACUCAAACGACUGAGAGAUGCCUUCAGGAGGACUAGUGGCUUGUCCUACUACAUGAACCAGCAAUGUUUCUUCAAGGAAGUGCUGGGAGACAUGGUGCCCCCUCGGGUGGCUGAGGUGAUCUACAACUCAUUCGGGGGGACGUCUAAAGGUCUGCACUUCAACAACCUCAUCGUUGGGCUUGUGCUGUUGACAAGAGGCCGGGAUGAAGAAAAGACCAAGUACAUCUUCAGUCUGUUUGCCAGCGAGUCAGGCAGCUAUGCCACACGGGAGGACAUGGAGGCCAUGCUGCAGGCUGUGGACGGAGAGAUACCUACCUCUCUCCGCAAGUGUUUCACUGAGGGGGAGAAGGUGAAUUAUGAGAAGUUUAAGAGCUGGAUUCUGCAGAAUAAGGAAGCCUUCACAUUUUCUCGUUGGCUGCUCUCGAGUGGCGUGUGUGUCACCCUGACCGACGACAGCGACACACCCACCUUCUACCAAACACUGGCCGGAGUGACCCACUUGGAGGAGGCAGACAUCAUUGACCUUGAGAAGCGCUACUGGCUGCUGAAGGCUCAGUCAAGGACGGGACGCUUUGACCUGGAGACCUUUGUACCUCUGGUCUCGCCCCCCAUUCACACAUCCCUGAGUGAAGGCUUGUUCCACGCCUUUGAUGAGAACCGGGAUAAUCACAUCGACUUCAAGGAGAUCUCAUGUGGUCUGUCCGCCUGCUGUCGAGGGCCACGCGCAGAGAGGCAGAAGUUUUGCUUCAAAGUGUUUGAUGUGGAUCGAGAUGGGGUGUUGUCUCGAGAGGAGAUCCGAGAGAUGGUGGCUGCGCUGCUGGAGGUGUGGAAAGACAACCGCACGGACUCCAUCCCAGAGCUAAACAUCAGUGUGACUGACAUUGUGGAAGACAUUUUGAAAACACAUGAUACAACCAAACAGGGUCAUCUGACUCUGGAAGACUAUCAGAUCUGGAGCGUCCAGAGCGCUCUGGCCGACGAGUUCCUCAACCUGCUGUUUCAGGUGUGUCACAUAGUCCUGGGGUUGCGGCCUGCCACUCCUGAGGAGGAAGGUCAGAUAAUCAGAGGUUGGCUGGAGAGGGAGAGCAGGCAUGGCCUGCAGCCUGGAGACUACUGGUUUCUCAUUGCCACACAAUGGUGGCAGCAGUGGAAAGACUAUGUCAGAUAUGACAGCAAAGCGAUUGUGAUGGAGCAGCCGUGUGUGUUUGGGACGGCUCGGAGCCCGGUGGGGUCAGCACCAGGGUCAGGGGGAAUGGCUCAGACCCCUGAGGCGGCAGGAGACGGUGGCAUGGCCAACUCUCCCGCCUCGUCGGAGGAGAAGUUCUCUGAUAACAUCUCCAGCGCCUCCGAGGCCUCAGAGACCACCAGUGGGAGCCUGCUGCCUUCCAGCUCCACAGCGACAGACAUCUGCUUCCCACGCCAGACCGACACCUCGGACACAGACAGCCAGAGUUUCCUGGGGGCUGAUGGGAACGUGGCGGCACAGAGGCCCGGCGCCAUUGACAACCAAACACUCGUUACCUCAGAGCCUCUCAAGGCUCCCACGCUGACUAUGGAGGGGGGACUGCUGAGACGCUCGCCCAGACUGUCUCACGGACGUGACUUUGAGGUGGUCCCCGAGCCCGUGUGGAGGGCGUUGUAUCACUGGUAUGGAGCCAACCUUAGCCUACCUCGGCCGGUGGUCAGACAGGUGGACAUGGAGCGUGCCGAGCUGGAGCUCUUCCCCCGGCACCUGCUCUUCCUGAGGCAGCAGCCUCCUCCGCGUACCCCCCAGUCCAACGGCUGGGCCAACAUGGGUAACAUGCCCUCUCCCAGUGCCCCUUUGAAGCGUGUGCUGGUCUACACCGGCUGCUUCAGCAGGGUGGGCUCCAUUAAAGACAUCCAUGAGUAUCUGUCUCAGAGGCUCCGCAUCAAAGAGGAGGACAUGAGGCUCUGGCUCUACAACAACGAGAACUAUCUCACCCUUCUGGAUGAUGAGGACCAUUCUCUGGAUGACCUGAAGAUUCCAGAUGAGCAAUACAUGGUUAUUGAAGUACGGAACAAAGACAUGAGCUGGCCCGAGGAGAUGUCCUUCCUGGCCAACAGCAAUAGGAUGAGCCGGUACAAAGUAGUUCCUACUGAGAAGGGGGCGACGGGGCUCAGUAACCUUGGCAACACGUGCUUCAUGAACUCCAGCAUCCAGUGUGUGAGCAACACUAAGCCCCUGACUGAAUACUUUACCUCAGGACGACACCUCUAUGAGCUCAACAGGACCAAUCCGAUCGGGAUGCGGGGUCACAUGGCUAAGUGCUACGGGGACCUGAUGCAGGAGCUCUGGAGUGGCACCCAGAAAAGCAUCGCACCUCUCAAACUGCGGUGGACGAUAGCAAAGUAUGCACCGCGAUUCAACGGCUUUCAGCAGCAGGACUCCCAGGAGCUGCUGGCCUUCUUGCUGGAUGGCCUGCACGAGGACCUGAACCGUGUCCACGACAAGCCGUAUGUGGAGCUGAAGGACAGCGACGGACGGCCCGACUGGGAGGUGGCGUCUGAGGCGUGGGAGAACCACCUGAGGAGGAACCGGUCUAUCGUGGUGGACCUGUUCCACGGCCAGCUGCGCUCCCAGGUCAAGUGUAAAACCUGCGGCCACGUCAGCGCUCGCUUUGACCCCUUCAACUUCCUUUCCCUGCCCCUGCCUAUGGACAACUCCAUGCACUUAGAGAUUAUUGUGAUCCAACUGGACGGCUCCACGCCGGUGCGGUACGGCCUCAGGCUCAACGUGGACGAGAAGUACACCGGACUCAAAAGGCUCUUGAGCAAGCUGUGCAGCCUCCGUCCUGAACAGAUCUUGUUGGCCGAGGUCCACACCUCCAACAUUAAGAACUUUCCACUGGACAACCAGAAGGUGCGGCGUGCAGUGACCGGGUUCCUCUGUGCGUUUGAGAUCCCAGUGCCCGGUUCCCCUUCGUCAGCCAUCUCCACCCCUGUAGAGACCUGUGAUGAGGGGCCAGCUUUACCAAAUGGAAAUGCCACCAUGGUGGGAAAUGGUGCCCACCUAAAGCUGGAUCUGAUGCCCAAAGGGAUGCCCAGCACCAUUGUUCCAUGUGGCACAGAGACCAGCCCUGCCAAUGGCAUGCCCAAUGGCCACGAGACGCCACCUAUGGACAGCCCAUUCACCGGUUACAUCAUUGCUAUCCAUCGGAAGAUGAUGCGGGCAGAGUUGUACUUCCUGUCAUCUCAGAAGAACAGGCCCAGUCUGUUUGGCAUGCCCCUAAUAGUACCCUGCACGGUGCACACUCGGGCACGGGACCUCUACGACGCCGUGUGGACACAGGUGUCCCGCCUGGCAAGCCCCUUGCCCCCUCAGGAGGCCAGUAACCACGCCCAGGACUGUGAUGACAGCUUGGGCUACCAGUAUCCCUUUACCCUGCGGGUGGUGCAGAAGGACGGCAACUCCUGUGCCUGGUGCCCCUGGUACCGGUUCUGCAGAGGCUGUGCCAUAGAGUGCUCCGACGAGGCGGCCACUGUGGGCAACGCCUACAUCGCCGUGGACUGGGACCCCACAGCGCUGCACCUGCGCUACCAGACCUCACAAGAGAGGAUGGUAGAGGAGCAUGUGAGUGUGGAGCAGAGCCGGAGGGCCCAGGCCGAACCCAUCAACCUGGACAGCUGCCUGCGGGCCUUCACCAGCGAGGAGGAGCUGGGCGAGGACGAGCUCUACUACUGCUCCAAGUGCAAGACCCACCGGCUGGCCACCAAGAAGCUGGACCUCUGGAGGCUGCCCCCCAUCCUGAUUGUGCAUUUGAAACGGUUCCAGUUUGUGAACGGGCGGUGGAUAAAGUCCCAGAAGAUCGUGAAGUUCCCCAGGGAGAACUUUGACCCCAGCGCCUUCCUCACGCCACGCGAGGCCGAGCAGGAGGGUUCCAGCGACGAGCUACGGGACCUGGGUGCGGGGUCAAAGUCUGGGAGUGGAGAUGGAGCCAACUCCUCCAUGGCCAGUGAUAUGAAAGAGUCUCCUGGUAUGGCCCGCACCCCCAGUGGGCCCCUGAGUAGAGAGGGCAGCCCCGCCGGCAGCCCCAAGCGUGAUGGCCGGCGGCACGGCCGCGUCUUCCCCCCGCAGCUGGACGUCCGGCUGCAGCUGUCCCUAAGCAAGGAGAGCCUGGACAGCGGCCGCGAGAGCCCUAUGGACCUGGAGUCCAGCAUGGCCAGCGCCGCCACUGGCCACACAGGAGGAGGUGGUGGAGCGGUCGGCGGAGGACUGCUGAGGGUAGAAGCGGACGCGGAGGCCGUCGGGGGGCUCGACUCGGCCCUGGGGGAGGACACGGCCAGCAGGGACUGCGACAACACUAUGUCCAUGUCGGAGCUGGAGAGCAACGGCUGCACGGAGGACAGCAUGGACCUGGAAGCCUCGCAGGACCAGCGGGACCGGGGUUGUCUGGACCCAAUGUAUGACCUGUAUGCAAUAUCAUGUCACUCAGGAAUUCUAGGAGGAGGCCACUAUGUGACGUAUGCCAAAAACCCCAACAGGAAAUGGUACUGCUACAAUGACAGCAGCUGCAAGGAGUUGAACUCGGACGAGAUUGAUGCGGACUCUGCGUACAUCCUCUUCUACGAGCAGCAAGGCCUGGACAGCUCCCUCUUCAUGCCAAAGACAGAGGGCAAAAAGAUGGCCGACACCAGCAGCAUGGAUGAGGACUUUGAGAUGGACUACAAGAAGUACUGCGUCCUUCAGUGAGGUUGGUCGUUCGCGUGUUCGGGCUUUCUCGCCGGACACCUGUAGCUCUUUAAGGGGUCCCUGUCGGAUGGAAGAGGGUGUAUGGAUGUCUACGCAGCUGCCCAGGUCUCUCAGAUUGAGAGGGAAAUCCAAUACGGAAAUCGUCACAGAUGAUGUCUCUCUGUGUCUCUCUGUUCCAUGUCUAUGUCGGCAUUGUCCGUUUUCCUUUUGUUUAUUUUCUUUAUUGUGAUCGCGGAUGCUUUUUUUAGUUUUUUUUUUUUACCUAUAUGUAUUAUUGAUGUAGUUUUGUUUGCGUUGCCAGUUACGGAACUGUCCGUUGAUUUCAAGCCCAAACGAAUCAAGUGAAAGUAUCUGUGCUCAAUGCCAAUGUCUUAACACUAAGAAAAGGUUUUUUUUUUUUUUAUGACAAGAUUUAUGCUGGAUAUGUUGAUGUUAUGGAGACAGAGACAGUCGUCUGAACCAUGUCCCUUUAUAAGGACAAAGAGGAACAUGUCAGCAUUUUAUGUCCUCUGUGUAUGAAAUGGUACUUUUUAUCGUUGGACGUUUUAUGGUAUUGAAUGUCGCCGUUCCCGAGAAAUCGGAAACUGUACCAUCAGGGAAGAAGUGCACAUGUCAGUUGGUGCCACGUGCGGAUCCAUUGUUACAAAUUUAUUUCCUUUUGUAAUAUCAAAUAUGCUCCUAGACUAUGAUCGAGCCUGAAGAAACUAGACACUCAUAGCCCUUGGAGAUAAGAAAUAACGCACCUUUGGGUGGGGUGGGGUGGGGUGGUUGGGUUGUGGGUUGGUCAUUUCCCCGUCAUGUCACGCUAGUCCACUUAGCCUGUGCCAAGAUUUUGUAGCCCAAAAAACAUCAGUGUGAUAUGUAACUUUGUCGUUCCAGAGUGGGAGACAUGAAGAAUUGGAGUGAUUUUACAGAACAGUGUGAAUAAAGCCAAGCCAGAUUUGGCAGAGAUGACGCAUUCUCAUAAUCUUAGUGCUAUCUAUAGGUGUUUAUGUCCCAUGGAGAAUAACUGUUGACCUUGAUAUGGUACAGAAGAUAGUCUCAACUGUUACAAAAAACGUGACUAGUCCCUUACUCAGUACAUUGUACUGUUACCAAUCUUCCCACGUGUUUGUGAAAUGUUUGCCAUGCUUAUAAUGUGUGGGGGAAUUAUCUUCAACCAUUGAAUCUAGUCAGAAAGUCAUUUGUUGUCUUUAUAGGUAAACUGUUACAUUAAUGACUUACUGGCUGUUAUCCUAGAUUCAGCUUUUCAGUUGUCAUCAGGGUUAUUUUCUUUGUCAUUAAACCGCACUUUUCAUUAUCAGCAGAAUAUUCAUGCAUGAUAAUCGACUACUGAAACAUUUGUCUUUGUUAUUUUUGUAUAUUAAUUUACAUUUUGAGUUAAUAAUUUAAUGUAUGUUUUGUAAAGUUUUGUUUAAAAAAAAAAAGAAGAAAACCUGACGCUUACUUUGCACUGACCCCAGAGGUGUUGAACAAGGUGUACAUAGAGACUUGGCAAAUUAAUGUAUGUGAACAUGAACUGUUGCGAAAUGAGCUGUACUGUAUAUGAGUGACGCUGUACCUGCAACUAUUAAAGCUUGUAUAAAGGCUGAAGCAGCAUA